This is a messenger RNA of Pogona vitticeps (central bearded dragon), 4579 nucleotides long. RefSeq names its product 24-dehydrocholesterol reductase (gene DHCR24). The record is from RefSeq and is a predicted model, not a curated record. Gene Ontology annotation, molecular function: Delta24(24-1) sterol reductase activity; FAD binding. Gene Ontology annotation, biological process: steroid metabolic process. Gene Ontology annotation, cellular component: cytoplasm; membrane. Lineage: Eukaryota; Metazoa; Chordata; Lepidosauria; Squamata; Agamidae.
GAUCUCCGCCGCGAACGUGUGAAUCGCGGGUCUCCGGAGGGGGGGGUUCAGGAUGGGGCCGCUGCUCUCCCUCGGGGUCGGCCUCUUGCUGCUCUUGCUCUGGGCUCGCUACAAGGGGAUCGCCUACGUGCUGAUCCAUCACCGCUGGGUCUUCGUGUGCCUUUUCUUGCUGCCCCUUUCGGUCCUCUUCGACAUCUACUAUCAGGUCCGCGCCUGGCUGGUGCAGAAGCUCCACAGCGCUCCCCGGCAGCACCACCUGCGCGUCCUCAACAUCCAGGCGCAGGUACGAGAAUGGAAAAAAGAAGGCCAAAAAACAUAUAUGUGCACAGGCCGCCCUGGCUGGCUUACAGUUUCUCUUCGUGUUGGAAAGUAUAAGAAAACUCUUAAAAACAUAACAAUCAACUUAAUGGAUGUUUUAGAGGUGGACACUGAAAGACAGGUUGUCCGUGUGGAACCCUUGGUCUCAAUGGGACAGUUGACAGCACACCUCAACCGCAUGGGCUGGACUAUUCCGGUGGUACCAGAACUUGAUGAUCUUACUGUAGGUGGCCUGAUCAUGGGGACUGGCAUUGAGUCUUCCUCCCAUAUCUAUGGGCUAUUUCAGCAUACCUGUGUGGCCUAUGAACUUGUUCUUGCUGAUGGAAGCCAUGUCAGGUGUACGCCAGAAGAGAACUCGGAUCUAUUUUAUGCCGUGCCUUGGUCUUGUGGCACCCUGGGCUUCCUGGUUGCAGCAGAAAUCAAGAUGAUCCCGGCCAAGAAAUAUGUGAAAUUGCAUUAUGAGCCCGUGAGAGGACUAAAGGCGAUUUGCAGGAGAUUUGCGGAAGAGUCGGGAAAGAAAGAGAAUAAUUUUGUGGAGGGUCUGGUGUAUUCUUUGGAUGAAGCUGUCAUCAUGACCGGGGUUUUGACCAAUGAAGCUGACCAGAGCAAGAUUAAUGGAAUUGGGAACUACUACAAGCCAUGGUUUUUUAAGCAUGUGGAAAACUACUUGAAGACUAACAAGACAGGAACUGAAUAUAUCCCAGCAAGACAUUAUUAUCACAGGCAUACACGGAGUAUUUUCUGGGAGCUCCAGGAUAUCAUUCCCUUUGGCAAUAAUCCUAUUUUUCGCUACCUGUUUGGCUGGAUGGUUCCUCCUAAAAUCUCCCUUUUGAAGCUGACUCAAGGAGAAGCGAUCCGAAAGCUUUAUGAACAGCAUCAUGUGGUGCAAGAUAUGAUGAUCCCCAUGAAACACCUUGAGCAAUGUAUUGAAACUUUCCACAGUGACAUUAAGGUUUAUCCUUUGUGGCUGUGCCCUUUCAUAUUACCUAAUAACCCUGGCAUGAUUCACCCCAAAGGAGAUGAAGCAGAGCUCUAUGUAGAUGUUGGAGCUUAUGGAGAGCCCAAAACGAAACACUUUGAAGCCAUGGCUUCCACCAGACAACUAGAAAAGUUUGUAAGGAAUGUUCACGGUUUCCAGAUGUUGUAUGCAGAUUGCUAUAUGACCCGUGAGGAAUUUUGGGAAAUGUUUGAUGGCUCCCUGUACCACAAGCUGAGGAAGCAACUUCACUGUAAUAACGCUUUUCCAGAGGUUUAUGAUAAAAUCUGCAAAGCCGCAAGACAUUAAAUCCAACAUAACUAAACGAGCAAUCAGGAGAAGUUGGAUAUAAGAAUUACUAAUAGCUCUGCCCUUAACAAAACCAUGUUGUUGCCGUUCCAAAGACCUGAAGUAUAUCUGUGAUUUGAGAGUAGGUACCCCUGCCUUUGUGUGAAAAUAUGGCUGGUAAUUUCUUUUUUAAAAAGAAUCGCUUUUUUAGGAUUGCCGUUUUUAAUCUUGGCAGUUUAGCUUAGCUAUCAGUCUGUAUAUUUUUUAGUGGUAUCCUGUAGAAGAGGAAUGGAGAUAUCAGAAUCCCGAAGUAGAAGAGUGACUUUUUAGAAAGAAGGAGAACUGCACUGCAACCAGGAACUGUCAGGGGAAGUUUUAUGGAGAUGUAUUACUGCAAAUGUAGGUGGAUGGCAUCCUAUUCUCUAAACCACAGCCUCUGUGUGAGUGGAGUGCCAAAUAAGACUGCCAAAGGAGACUGCCUUUCAAAUGUCACAGUUGCCUAUACCAUAUCACUAAUCUUCCCCAGGAUUCCCAUGUACAUAAUUAAACUAAACAUGCAUUAGACGUUCGGCCUUCCAGAUGCAGCUGGACUACAACUCACAGCGUUCCUAACCACUGGGGAUGCUGGUUGUUUGCAGAGAGUUUCAGUCCAACAUUUGGAGGAACACAAACUGCCUAUACUUGCCUGAGACUCAGAGUUACAAACCUGUGUGAACACUGUGGAAAACAAUAGCUUAGAGGCAGUUUGAACCAGUGUAAAAUCCUACUUCAUGCCUUCCCUCCCCUUUUAAAAUUUUUAUUUAUAUUUUCCUUUCAUGGUUCUUUUGCUUCAGGGAAAGACAGUUGCUGGUGCGCACUGUGGCAGGAGGGAAUUUAUGUAUUUUUCUUUCCUAUUAUUAAAAGCAACUGUUUCCCCCGCCCCCCAUUAAUCACAGUUUCCCAGGACUCUUAGCAUACACUUCUGACGGGUUCUUUUUGUGUGUUGUGUGUGUGUGUUCCUGUGCUACUUUUUAAUCUCAGUGUUUCUGUUAUAAGUCAUAGAAUGGGCCAGAAUGAUCUGUAUCACGGGUACAGAUGCUGGAUUAACGGGUUUAUAAUGUGCUUAUCAGAAAUACUACACUUGUCUUAUUUUUAUUAGUACAUGGAAAGGAUUGCCGCUGACUCAAAGAGUGAAGUGCUACUUAUAUGUUUGAUUUGGGGCCUUCCUGUUUUAUAUUUACUUUGCUCAUGUAAUGUGUAAGUAAACAAAAUUUUCUGUGGUAGAUUAUAUAGAGCAAACAGCAUUUGAAAGAUAGCAUUUUUCUUCCAGAAUUUCUACUAUUGUUAAAUGAUACCUUUCAGAGAACAGUAUUUGUCAUGGGUCUGUUUUUAGUAAGGUUUUUUUUAGUGCCUUAAACUAGCUGUAAGAAACCUUUUUGGCCAUCCAGAUUUCAAGAGUGUAAUAGCUGGCAGAAAUACUUGGUGUCAGUGUAUUGAGAGAGAACCAGGAUAUUUACUGGCCUAACACAUGCUCAUGUUUAGAUGAAAAGGAACUUAGACUUUGUAUUAUGCAGCCUGAUACUGUAUUUUAAAAACUCACUCAUCAAACACAGCUUGGUAGGCCGUACACCCAGGUAAGUUACAUGUACAAUUAGGCUUAGAAAUCCAAAUUUCUUCAUAACCCAAACUCACAAGCAAGCAACAUGGGAGGGAACGAGAUACUGCUUCUUUCCUGCCAAUUCCUACUAGACUUUAAAAUGUUAAAGUGUGCCUGCUUUCUUUCUCAGAUUAAUAAAUGUUACUGACAUUAAGAGUUAAUUAAGGGAUUCUGUUGCCUCAGGCCAGGAUGGGCCACCAAUGCAUCCUACAAAAAUGCUUUCUGAUAAUUUAAUAUUAUAGCAAUAGGUCAACUUUGGCUAGGAUGUUCACUUUUCACUCUCACAUAAUGAAAACGAAUAGCCUCUUUGCAUCCUAACUAAGGUUCCAGUGUCUAUUUAGGUGUGUUUUUUUUAAUUAUACCAAGUUUAACCAAAAUUUUAUCCAAAGACCAGUUGAAGGCAUAAUUAGAAAUUCUAACAUGCUUUUUUAUUUAUGUGACUGCCCGGAGAAACGUUUGGCUUGAUGAGACAGAUGAUAUGGAAAGAUCCAAGCAGCUCUUUGAGGGAUUUAUUUACAAUUUCCAACUGAUGUUUUUAUCUGAUAGAGGGUGUGGUCGCAUUUCCCUUGCUGUGCAGUCAGACCCUAAGGCAGUAGACAAAGCUCUGUUCUGCAAGAGUGUUGAAUGCUUGGAGUGCUAAGAACAAAUGGCUACACCCUGCAGGAUGUCUCAUCUGAAAGCUACACCCUGCAGGAUAUCCUAUCUAAAUGCUAGUGGCUCACACCCCCAAAGUCUGUUGUCUGAAUCUGUUGCCUCACUCUACCUAAUACUUGGGCCGAUCCUGACUUGGCAUAAGAUGAAACGAGAGACAAACCAAGAGAUGCAAGCUACUCCGUACUUGCCAAUUUUCUGUACGAUAAUUAGUUCUAUAGACCAGUGUCUGGUCCUCAGAACAUGUCUUUUCUUUGUGUGAUGCAUGGUAGUUUUUCCCAUCACAGAUUGUAGCUGUUAAUAAGUUUUUAUCUAUUACUGCUGCUGUAAUGAAAUGACCCUGCUCACUCACAGGUUCUAAUCCAAUGCCAUCAGCAACCAUAUUUUUUCCCUUGCAAUUGUCAUUUGUUUUGUGCUGGUGUGCUUGAGCAGAAUGUGAGUUGUUAUAAAAUGCUAUUUUGUUGUGACUGAAUAAAAUCCUGUUGGGAGGUCUUUCUUUUAACCAUACAUCUGAUACCAUAAGUCAGUGGAUUUUAACACAACACAUACCAGGUCCAUGUCUUAGAUCUGCCACCAGAACACUCUAGAUAAUCCAUAUUAGAAAGAUGUAGGACAGUUAACAGUGCAGGCAUAGCAGAUAUUUCUUUUCAAAGAAUCCAGUGAGCAUGUUCUACAUAUUUUUCAAAUGUGUUUACUUGCAUUACCUUUUU